CCGACGCUGAUAACAGUUCCUUGCGCUCCACUCUAGUUGACUAUAUAUGGUCAAAGCAGUGGUGAAUGCUGUUUGGAGCUUGUUUCCGGGUUUGAGACACCAGGGAGGGAAGUGUAGGCAACCAGUGGAAUAGUUGCCGGUACCUGUAAGGUCUGUAGGAUAUUGGGGAAUUUGUUUAUCGUCUAGUGAGGAACAGAGAGAAUCGCUAGUUCGUGCAGAUUGCAGCCAUGUCUUAUGACUCUAAAAAAGUGUUUGCCUGCCUUCCUCAAGUAGAAAGAGGUGUUUCCAAAGUUAUUGGUGGCGAUCCCAAGGGGAAAAAUUUUCUUUACACCAAUGGGAAAAGUGUCAUCAUCCGGAACAUUGAAAAUCCUUCAAUUGCAGAUAUCUAUACAGAACAUGCGCAUCCAGUUUUCGUUGCAAAGUAUGCUCCCAGUGGGUUUUACAUAGCAUCUGGAGACACAUCUGGAAAAGUCAGGAUCUGGGAUACAACACAGAAGGAACAUCUGCUGAAGUACGAGUAUCAGCCCUUUGCAGGAAGAAUUAAGGACAUUGCUUGGUCUGAUGAUAGUAAACGAAUGGCAGUUGUUGGGGAAGGUAGAGAGAAGUUUGGGGCCGUAUUCCUUUGGGACACUGGUUCAUCUGUUGGUGAAAUCUCUGGUCACAGUAAAGUGAUAAACAGUGUGGAUAUAAAACAAUCAAGACCUUACCGCCUCGUCACUGGUGCGGAUGAUAACUGUGCAGCUUUCUUUGAGGGCCCUCCUUUCAAAUUCAAGUCAACAUUUAGUGAUCACUCCCGAUUUGUCAAUUGUGUGAGAUUCUCCCCAGAUGGGAACAGAUUUGCUACAGCUAGUGCUGAUGGACAGAUUUUUGUCUACGAUGGCAAAACGGGUGAGAAAGUGUCUGCAUUAGGAGGGUCCAAGGCACAUGAUGGUGGAAUAUAUGCAAUUUGCUGGAGUCCAGACAGCACAUCUCUAAUAUCAGCAUCUGGCGAUAAAACAGUAAAACUCUGGGAUGUGGCUGCUAAUACUGCAGUUAUCAAAUUCUCUUUUGGGUCAGAGGUAAUGGAUCAGCAGCUGGGAUGCUUAUGGCAGAACAACUACUUGUUGAGCAUUUCUCUUUCUGGAUACAUCAACUAUCUGGAUAAAAACAAUCCUCAAACUCCCAUUCGUGUUGUCAAGGGGCAUAGCAAAUCCAUUCAUUGCCUGACUGUGCACAAAGAUGGCAGCACGCCGUACAUCUACAGUGGUAGUCAUGAUGGGCAUAUUAAUAUCCUUUUUAUAUUCCCUAAUGAAUACUCCAGCUUUGGAAAUCAGAUUAACCUUUUUUUCAGUGCACAAGAUGUUGUGAAAAUGGAUGUACAACCCAAGCGUAUUGCAACAGGUCCUGGAGGAUACACAGUAGUUGUAUGCAUAGGACAGGUAAUCAUUCUGAUUUGCUGGAAAACUGGGAUGUUUUAUGGGCAUUAUGCCAAAGCUCUUUGCAUUGCCUGGUCCCCAGACAAUCAACAUUUUGCUACUGCAGGCAUGGAUAUGGUAGUUUUUGUCUGGACUGUAAGCGACCCUGAUGAAAGAAUUAAAAUGCCAGAUUGUCAUCGUUUACAUCAUGUCAGCAGCUUAGCAUGGUUGGAUGAACACACGCUGGUAACGACCUCUUAUGAUGCUAGUGUGAAGCAGUGGACUGUUAACUACAAAUGAAAAGCAGUUUACAGUUUGUGUUGUGGGCAUGUAGAUUUUUCAGGGACUAGGACUGCUGCUGUGGAAGUUGGCAUUUCUCUACAUAGUACUCUGUCUGCCUUUGGGCUACAUAUCACUUCUGUAACCCCAUGCAGGGUGCAAGGAAAAUGUAUUUUGAAAGCUUUAGCCAUUAAACAUUUGCACGAAAAAAGCACUUAACCUUUGAUUUCUGGAACUAAAUAUUACUGUGCUAAACAUUCCAGGGGCAACAUACGCCUUAAUGUAUGAGGUUGACAUAAAUAAAUAUGUUCAGUCCAUUGUUUUUAAUCACCAUUAUACAGAAAAUAUUGUACAACAUGAGAUGACGUCUCAUUUUGUGACUGCAGAACAUUUCUGUACUAUUGUAACAACUGUAUUUGGUAAAUUAAGGUUAUGACCCGAAAAUGCUGUAUCCAGGUGCAGCUACUGUAUAUUAUAACAGAUAAAUUAUGCUUGUCUUUAGUGCACAAACUUGUUGCCUCAUUUCUUUUCUUCUGGAUCAAGUAAGAGUACAUAAUAAAAAUUUAUAUAAGUUUCCUGUAA
Messenger RNA from Protopterus annectens (West African lungfish), 2255 nucleotides. RefSeq names its product WD repeat domain 1 (gene WDR1). Gene Ontology annotation, cellular component: cortical actin cytoskeleton. Gene Ontology annotation, molecular function: actin filament binding. NCBI's taxonomy places the organism in Eukaryota, Metazoa, Chordata, Ceratodontiformes, Protopteridae. The record is from RefSeq and is a predicted model, not a curated record. The transcript is spliced from 12 exons. The coding region runs from base 228 to 1694 and encodes 488 amino acids. Gene Ontology annotation, biological process: sarcomere organization; actin filament depolymerization; positive regulation of actin filament depolymerization.